Heteronotia binoei (common prickly gecko) is the source of this 2838-nucleotide messenger RNA. RefSeq names its product homologous recombination factor with OB-fold (gene HROB). The record is from RefSeq and is a predicted model, not a curated record. Lineage: Eukaryota; Metazoa; Chordata; Lepidosauria; Squamata; Gekkonidae. Gene Ontology annotation, biological process: recombinational repair. Bases 143 to 2140 code for a protein of 665 amino acids. The transcript is spliced from 10 exons.
CCUUUGGAGUGGGGAGGAGAGCCCCGCCUCUGGCAGCUGGGGGGCAGCUGUUGCUCUUGCUCUGCGUUUGGGGACCGGUGUUGGGGGGUGGGGUGAACCUCUGCACCCUUCCCUGGUCCCAAGGGAGGCCUUGGCUUCCACUAUGGCCUGUGGUAUACAGAAGCUGUUUUCUGUGGAGGCAGAGUUUGAAGACGAGGAUUUUGUGUUGGCCGUGGAAGACGCAGAGAAGCAGGUCUCAGGCCCAGCUCCUGCCAGCUCAAGAUGUCUGAGGCCCUCGUCAGCUGCACUGAGAAAUCCCAGCGACUCUGGUGAGGCUCUGUCCCCGGUGUUGCCACUUCAGAACUACUCCAGAUUAAGCAUUUUGCAGGGCAGCUGUCCCGAUGAGAUCAAAAACAACCAGGUGACCUCUCCUUCGGUGGCCAGCUUCAGAGCUCAGGAGGACCAGACGGCGUCGUGGGCCCAAAGCGGACCAGGCUGUAAAUCAGGCCCAAAGUUCAAGUUUGUGAAGAGACACAUAGCUGCACCUUCCCCUCACAAUGAGGAUUUGGAUAACGAACUCUUCUUGGCAGCCUGCAUGGACCUGGAAACGUCUGAAACGCUGUCGUUUCCAGAACCUUCUGGCUCUGACCUUGGGAGUCAUCGUGUUAGUGAAACGGUUACGGCCAAGAAAAUGCGAGUGGCAGAUUCAGCCAUGACGAACAGCGCCAUCGGUGUGGAAACGGCACGGUUGAACAGGACUUCGACGGAAGCCUUCACGGGAGUCGGCGGCCAUCUCCGGUCAGCGGAGGCUUCUCCGAGGUUGACUCUGAGGCCCACCGCUGUUGGAUCCCACUCCUCGCAAUCUAACCAAGGAGUGAGCAUUCCUGUAGGUAACAUUUCGAGCCCAGGUUGCCAGCUGCCCAAGUUGUUUCGUGCCUCUCUGGAUAAACCUGGGGCCGGGCCCAACACCUCACGCCUGCCUCUUAUUAGACCUGCCUCCCCUUCAGGGGUUGCCCUGCCAAGACCACUCUCUCCACAGAUACCCAGCCAGAGUUCUUUCACACUGAAAACGACAAACCGGGCCCCUCAGCUCUUUAGUGCUCACUGUCCUCUCAUGACAUCUGUGGAGUCCUCACCUGCCACACCAAGGACACCUUGUUCAGUUACUCCUUCCGGAAGCCUCCAGAUGCCUGUGGUGACCAAUCAUCUUGUCCGCCUGGUAACGGCAGCGAACAAGCCGCCUCAGCCAUUGGCUCACGUUCCUUUGCAGGCCAAGAGUCGCCGUUUCCCAGGACCUGCCGGCAUUCUGCCCCAACAACCUGACAGGAAGAACCUGGAAGAGAUCAUGGUCUCCGCUCCACAGACGCCUACUCACGGGGCUCUGGCAAAGCUACGGACUGAGGAUGUGCCUGCUUCCCAGCAGCCAGCAGAAGACUGUGGCCGAGAUGCCUGGGUCGCUAUGAAAACCGAGCUAGGUUUGGACGAGAGAGACCCAUCCUGCUUCCUUAGGACGUACAGCGUGGCCAUGGUGCUCCGGAAGGCGGCUCUCAAGCAGCUCCCGAAGAACAAAGUCCUCAACAUGGCGGUGAUGAUUAAGUCACUGACCCGGACCAACGUUGACGCGGGUGCCGUAUUCAGAGACCCAACUGGGGAAAUGCAAGGCACGAUCCACCGUCUGUUGCUGGAGCAAAGAGAGAGUGAAUUUAAAGCUGGCUCGGUCCUUCUGCUGAAGCAGGUGGGUGUGUUCUCCCCGUCGCAUCGCAACCACUACCUCAACGUGACGCCCAAUAAUUUGGUGAAGAUCUACCCACCAGGACUCGGUAGCAGGAAGCCAACUCAGCCGCGUGAAGAAAUCAGGGGAGGAGCGGAGAUGGUUUUGCCACAGGCGGAGUCUGGAUUCCAGCAGGAUUCUCCCACGGAUGCCCCACCCACCGUGGCCGCAACAGAUUUUGGAAAGGAGCACAGCGACGAGAUCGGUAAAAACUGCUGCCUGGGUCCCCUGGCCUCAAGCCAGGGGGCGCCAUUUCCAGAGGAUGGUGGAAUGGGCAAGUCGGUGCUGAGCAUGUCCUCACCAAAGUCUUGCUCAGAUGACCUGGACCAGCUUCUCGGACAGCUGCCUGAUGACUUUUUCUCUAACCCGGAUGCACAAAGCGCCCUAUGACGGUUCUCUGCAGCUUAAAAGUUAGAGCAUCCUUGCUGCGGGCAAACCAAGGACAUAGUCUUGAGUUCAGGGGAGGACUUUUGCCCAGCAAGAUGGACCUUUUCUCAUUUGUUAUAAACGCUGACUGGAGUUCUAAUGAGGACACCUUCACGGAACAGGGAGAAAAUGGGGUUUCUUUCAGGUGAUCUUUGUGCCUUGGGGUGGGGAUUUUGCCCACAGCAGCUCAUACCAUCUUAUAGACCUUCUCUGGAGAUGCAGCCUUUUGCUUUAAGGACUUGUCUGGCACUAGCAACAUCUAGCCUUGAGAACUCAGCACCUGACUCCAGAGCUGUUUUUGUUUUGCAUUGGGGCUUGUUUUGCAGUUGGAGCCCAGCGUGACGGGCGGUUCACAUCUGAAGCGUUUGCCCUUCGGUUUGGGUUUGAGAUGCCAGCUGUUCUGUGGGUGUCCUGUUUCAAACCGGGUUGCAACACGGUCCCAUCUUGUAAAUCGCCUUCGAGGAGCACAGAACAAAUUACAUGAAAAUAAGCAUCCGGCACAUGACUUUUGCAGGUUGAGCUUUACGAAGGCAGGGAGUGGCUGUCAUUCCCUCAUUGGAUUCCUUUUCUGUGGAUUAUUUUGGCUCCUUUAUUUAUGGGCUGACAGUUUUUUCAAAGAAGAAAUAAAAUGGCCAGUACGGGCGGGUCUGUGUAUAUACAAA